Annulohypoxylon truncatum is the source of this 870-nucleotide messenger RNA. RefSeq lists its product as uncharacterized. Bases 1 to 870 code for a protein of 289 amino acids. The record is from RefSeq and is a predicted model, not a curated record. NCBI's taxonomy places the organism in Eukaryota, Fungi, Ascomycota, Sordariomycetes, Xylariales, Hypoxylaceae. The transcript has a single exon.
AUGGCGGAAUCUACCCAGGACGAUGAAGCAUAUGAGCCAACCACCGAGUUCCAUAACUUUCUGAAGUUACCUGUUGAGCUUCAGUAUGCGAUUUGGCAUUUGAACUGGCCACCUACCCGACAUUACUUCUCUCUAAACAACGCCCCUCGUCGAGAAUAUGCAGCAGUAGAUGUCGAGAGGAAAUCUUACGUCGAUCGAGUGGUGCUGAAGGACAGAGACCACUUAUCAAACUUCAUGCCUUUCUUGAGUAAGAUUCAGCUUAUCGGUGCGAUUAAUGUCCGCUAUGGAGGACCUAUGACUCAGGACACGAGUUUUUACAAAUACGACUACCACUUAGAAUGCAUGGAUAAACCUGUAAUCUGCGUGGACUUUUCACGCGAUACCUUCUAUUUCGACUACUGUUCUUACCCCUAUCACCGAACCUAUACUCGCGAGGACGAGUGGUUUCGCUUCUUGCGCAACCCAAUCAGUCAAUAUCGGCCACCUUUGUUAUGUGAAGACCACUGGAUCUUCAAAGUGCGAAAUCUUGCACUAUUCCUUCGACGCAAAGGGCUUAAAGGCUCGUCUUGGGACCACUCGAUCCUCAAGAAUAUGAAAUCUUUGAAAAGCGUGUUGCUCGUCACGCCCCAGUACUUUUCUAUGGGGGAUAGCUUACUGGACCCAUAUUGCAAUGUCCUCGACCCCUUCUUCAUGGCUGAUGAAGUAUCUCAUAGACGAUUGGAUCAAAUGCGUCUCGAUGCGAGGCUAAGUAAAAAGUAUCUGGGUGGGAAAAUGAAGGAAUACGGCCUUGAUACUCGUUUAGUCGUAGCCGGCUGCGGGAAAGAAGAUCAUAAGGUUGGCAUGAAACCUAACCUAUUGAGGAAUAUUUGA